Molecule: messenger RNA, 1517 nt
Organism: Adelges cooleyi (spruce gall adelgid)
Lineage: Eukaryota; Metazoa; Arthropoda; Insecta; Hemiptera; Adelgidae
Exons: 2
Coding region: 100-1332 (410 amino acids)
Source: RefSeq, a predicted model, not a curated record
GUUGUCGACGACUGCGAUGGAAAGACCGACGGCCCGCCGCUUGCAGUGUUCAACUGCUCACGCUCGCCGAAGUGUCUAUAGUGAGUGUCCGAACGUGUCAUGUCGGGUCGCGUGCAUUUUUUAAAAACCAAACUAUUCCCUAGAGCCGCCGCCGAGGGGGCGUUCGGUGUCAAUGUGGAAUACGAAGAUUUUGAUGUAGACGCGAAUUCGGUGGCCGCCGAUCACUUCGCGUCAGACAUACUGUUCGGCACGGUCACAACGAAAACCGGCGACCGGCAUGCCGUGGUGAUCAAGUUCAAAAACAGUAACGCUCAGCUGUCUGCCAUGAUGAACAUGCAUCAAAAAUUCUACAACGAGUACGUCUUCUACGCCAAACUGUUGCCGGAACUAGCCCGGGCGUCCGGCGCCGUUCCGUUGUCUGCGCUGUUUCCUAGAUUCGUCUAUUCCAAUGUCACAUUUGACGGUAAUUCCGGCGCAAACGGCGACGUCAACGAAUACCAGGUAAUCGUUGUCCAGAACAUGACUCCGACCGGGUACCGAUUGUCUGACGAACGAUUAUUUUUGGACAAGCAUCACGUGGAACUGGCGUUGCGCAAGUUGGGCGCUUUUCACGGGUACUCUUACGCGGCCAAGGCCAGCGAAACCGGGCGUCAGAAGUUCCUCGAUCUUGUCGGUCUGCUAGCCGAGACCGAAUGGUUCGAAGGCUACUGGUACAAGAGUCCGCGGUUCUUGGCAGGAACCGGCCACAGAGGAUUGAGCGCGCAUGUACUCAACAGCGAAACACCGUCCGAACGGUUGGACGGGAUGCGGUCGUUGUUGGAUGGCAACAGUGAAACCAUGGCGGAAUUGUUACGACCAGUGGAACCGAACGCGGUUCUAUGCCACGGCGACUUUUGUCGCAACAACCUGCUCUACAAGUACGACGAGACCGGUCGGCCCGUGGACGUGUUGUUGUUCGACACGGCGCAAGCGAGGUACGCGUCGCCAGCGGUCGACUUGUCCUUUUUCUUGUAUUUGAACACAACCGAGGAAGACCGCCGGCUGCACUGGGAUUCGUACAUAGCCGCCUACGUGGCCGGCAUGGCUAAAGCGUUUCCCGGCAUGGCCGCGAUCGACGUACACCAAGAGAUGCGACCUCGCGCCCUCUACGGAUACGCACACUGUUCAUUCUUCCUGCCAGCAAUGGUGCACCCGACGCCACCCGACGUAGAGAAGUUGACCACGUGCACGGACGACGAACGCAUCGAACUGAUCAACGAAUCGGGUGGACCCAAAGCGGACCACCUGCUCGCGUCCAUCGUAGGACACAUGAUCGAACGGCAGUACGUGUAAAUAGGCAGAAAUCUUAUUUUUAUACCGAAUGAAUAACUAAUAUUAAUUGUUACCUACGGGGUUCGACUGUGAUUUGAUGCAUGCACACACGUGUAUGAUACAUUUCUGUAAUAUUGUGUUACAGUUUUAGAGAUGUUAUGUCUGUUAUUUGUUGUAAUAAAAUAUUUUUUCUCAAAAACACGAAA